This is a messenger RNA of Vidua chalybeata, 7487 nucleotides long. Its product is annotated as adhesion G protein-coupled receptor L1-like. Gene Ontology annotation, biological process: adenylate cyclase-activating G protein-coupled receptor signaling pathway; cell surface receptor signaling pathway; heterophilic cell-cell adhesion. The transcript is spliced from 19 exons. Lineage: Eukaryota; Metazoa; Chordata; Aves; Passeriformes; Viduidae. Gene Ontology annotation, molecular function: latrotoxin receptor activity; G protein-coupled receptor activity; carbohydrate binding. The record is from RefSeq and is a predicted model, not a curated record. Gene Ontology annotation, cellular component: axon; postsynaptic density; presynaptic membrane. Bases 303 to 5237 code for a protein of 1644 amino acids.
GUUUUAGGGCUCCCCCCAAGGAGAGCUGCCCCUCCACCCUCAGGGUGCUGCCCCCCCCCCCAAAUAAAAGGGGGUGCCGGGUUCGCUGGGGGGGGCACGGCCCCCCCUUUUCGCCACUGCCGGGGGACAGUCGGGGUGUCCCCUCCCAGCUCCUCCCCCUUCUGUCCCCUCUCCUCUGUCCCCUCCCCGGAUAAGGGUCCCCCUCCCCCCUCCCCGUGUCCCGCUCCCUCCCCCGGGUCCCCAAAAUUCUCCCGGGGUUGGGGUCCCCCCCCAGCCCCCCCCGUGGGACCCCCCAGUCGCUGAUGAAACGCUUCUCUUUUCUCUCCUCUUCUCGCUGUCCCCCCGUGUCCCCCCCGUGUCCCUCUGUGUCCCCAUCCCCCGUCUGUCCCCCUCACUGCCACCCCCUCACUGUCACCCCCCCACUGCCACCCCCCUUGCUGUCCCUCUGUCUCCCAUCGCCCCCCGUGUCCCCUGAUCUGUCUGUCCCUUCCCAUGUCCCCCCGUGUCCCCACUGCCCCCCCCGUCUGUCCCCACCUCUGCCGCUGUCCCCACGCCUGUCGCCGUGUCCGUCCAUCCCCUGUCCCCAUGCGUGCGUCCGCACGUCCAUCCUGUCCCCUGUGUCCCCCCUUCUGUCCCUGUCCCCUCUGUCCAUCCCUCUGUCCCGCUGUCUCCCCGUGUCCCCGUCUGUCCCCAUGACCGCCAUCCCCCCGUGUCCCCCGUCUCUCCGUGUCUGUCACUCUGUCCCUGUGGCUGUCCCCCACCCAUCCCCGUGCCCCAUCCAUCCGUGUCCCCGUGUCUGUCCCCAUCCCCGUCCUCCUGUCCCUCCUCCAUCCCCGUGUCCGUGUGUCUGUUCCCGUGUCUCUCCCCCGUCCAUCUCCUGUCCCCGUGUCCCCGUGUCCUUCUGUCUGUCCCACCCUCCCCAUGUCCCUCUGUCUGUCCCUCCCAUGUCCCCCAUCCCUGUCCAUGUCCCACUGUACCCCUGUCCCACAAACCACGCGUGUCCCCAUGCCUGUCCCCAUCCUCCCCGUGUCCCCAUGUCCGUCCCCCCCGUCCCUCCGUCUGUCCCUCCCCGUCUUCCCUUGUCCUUCCCCACUCUUCCCUUGUCUGUCCUCACCCUCUCCAUGUCCCUCUGUCCUUUCUCGUGUCCCCAUGUCCAUCCUCACCCUCCGUGUCCCUCUGUCUGUCCCUCCCUGUGUCCCUCCCCAUGUCCCCGUGUCCUUCUGUCUGUCCCACCCUCCCCGUGUCCCUCUGGCCCUCCCCUUGUCCCUCUGUCUGUCCCACCCUCUCCCGGUCCCUCUGUCCCGCCGUGUCCCCCCGCAGUUUUCGUCUGCCCGGGGGUGCCGCAGCGCGUGGGGCCAGCGCUGUCCACGCACGAGUCGCCGCACCAGGCGGGCGGCUGGUGCCGGGACCCGCUGCAGUCGGGGGACCGGCUCUACGUGCUGCCCUGGGUGCCGUACCGCACUGACACGCUCACCGAGUACGCCUCCUGGGCCGACCUGGUGGGCGCCCGGCCCGCGGCCACGCACCGGCUCCCGCACCGCGCCGACGGCACCGGCUUCGUGGUGUACGACGGCGCCGUGUUCUACAACAAGGAGCGCACCCGCAGCAUCGUCAAGUACGACCUGCGGACCCGCAUCAAGAGCGGCGAGACCGUGGUGGGCGCCGCCAACUACCACGACACGUCGCCCUACCGCUGGGGCGGCAAGACCGACAUCGACCUGGCGGUGGACGAGGAGGGGCUCUGGGUCAUCUAUGCCACCGAGGGCAACGGCGGGCGGCUGGUGGUGAGCCAGCUGAACCCCUACACGCUGCGCCUGGAGGGCACCUGGGAGACCGGCUACGCCAAGCGGGCGGCCUCGGACGCCUUCAUGGCCUGCGGGGUGCUCUACGUGGUGCGCAGCGUCUACCUGGACGACGACACGGAGCACCUGGGCAACGCGCUGGUCUACGCCUUCGACACGCGGCGCGGGCGCGGCUCGGCGCUGGCGCUGCCCUUCCCCAACCCGUACCAGUUCGUGGCCUCGGUGGGCUACAACCCCCGCGACAACCAGCUGUACGUGUGGAACAACCACUUCCUGCUGCGCUACGGCCUCGACUUCGCGCCGCUGGACGGCGACGGUCCGGUGACGACGGAACCGCCCAGCGCGGCCCCCCCGCACCCCACGGCCCCCCCCAGCUCCGACGCUCCCCCGUACCCCACCCCCACGGCCCGCCGGGGCCCCCUCACCCCCCGCCCCGGGCCCCCCGCGGGCCCCCCCCCGGGCCCCGCCCACAGCGCCGCCACCCCGGGGGGGUCCCCGGGACCCCCCAACAGCGGCCCGGGGGCGCUGCCCCCGCCCCCCUCCGCCUCCCGCCGCCCCCCGGGGGGGCCGGGGGGGGGCUCGGGCGUGGGGCCCGGGGGGGGUGCGGGGUCGGGGGGGCCCGUGGGGGGCCCCGGGGGGGGCGGGGGGCGCCUGUGCGAGGCGCGGGAGGUGCGCAGGGUGCAAUGGCCCGCGGCCCAGCAGGGGGCGCUCGUGGAGAGACCCUGCCCCAAAGGGACCCGAGGCAUCGCCUCCUUCCAGUGCCUGCUGGGGCUGGGGGUGUGGAACCCCCGCGGGCCCGACCUGAGCAACUGCACCAGCCCCUGGGUCAACCAGGUGGCCCAGAAGAUCAAGAGCGGGGAGAACGCAGCGUCCAUCGCGGGGGAGCUGGCGCGGCACACGCGGGGCCCGGUGUUCGCGGGCGACGUCAGCUCGGCCGUGCGGCUGCUGGAGCAGCUCCUGGACAUCCUGGACGCGCAGCUGCAGGCCCUGCGCCCGCUCGAGAGGGAGUCAGCAGGGAAAAACUACAACAAGAUGCACAAGCGGGAGCGAACCUGCAAGGAUUACAUCAAGGCCGUGGUGGAGGCUGUGGACAACCUGCUGCGUCCGGAGGCGCUGGAGUCGUGGCGGGACAUGAACGGCUCGGAGCAGGCGCACACGGCCACCAUGCUGCUGGACGUGCUCGAGGAGGGCGCCUUCCUGCUCGCUGACAACGUCAAGGAGCCCGCGCGCUUCCUGGCCGCCCGACAGAACCUGGUUCUGGAGGUGUCGGUGCUCAACACCGAGGGUCCCCUCCAGGAGCUCGUGUUCCCGCAGGAGCUGGGGGGUGACGGAUCCAUCCAGCUCUCGGCCAGCACCCUCAAACAGAACAGCAGGAACGGGGUGGUGAAGGUUGUCUUCAUCCUGUACAACAACCUGGGGCUGUUCUUGCCCACCGAGAAUGCGACCGUGCGGCUCGGGGGGGACGGGGGGCCCCGCGCCCCCCAGCUCGUGGUCAACUCCCAGGUCAUCGCCGCCUCCAUCAACAAAGAGUCCAGCAGGGUCUUCCUGCGGGACCCCGUGGUCUUCACCCUGCCCCACCUGGAGACCAAGAACCACUUUGGGGCCAACUGCUCCUUCUGGAACUACUCGGAGCGCUCCAUGGCCGGGCACUGGUCGAGCCAGGGCUGCCGCCUGCUGCGCUCCAACGGCACCCACAGCUCGUGCGCCUGCAGCCACCUGACCAACUUCGCCCUGCUGAUGGCGCGCAGUCAGAGCUUCCCUGGGCGGCUGAACGAGGUGCUGCUGUCGGUGAUCACCUGGGCGGGGAUCCUGGUGGCCCUGCUGUGCCUGGGCCUGUCCAUCUCGGCCUUCUGCUGCCUGCGGGGGCUGCCCUCGGAGCGCACCACCAUCCACAAGAACCUCUGCAUCAGCCUCUUCCUCGCCGAGCUCCUCUUCCUCGUGGGCAUCGACAAGACGCAGUACCAGGUGGCCUGUCCCAUCUUCGCGGGGCUGCUGCACUAUUUCUUCCUGGCGUCGUUCUCGUGGCUGUGCCUGGAGGGCGUUCACCUGUACCUGCUGCUGCUCGAGGUGUUUGACAGCGACCCCGCGCGCCGCAAGUACUACUAUGCGGGGGGGUACUGCUUCCCCGCCGUCGUCGUGGCCGUGGCCGCCGCCGUUGACCACCGCAGCUACGGCACCGACCAGGCGUGCUGGCUGCGGGUGGACAAUUAUUUCAUCUGGAGCUUCAUUGGGCCUGUGGCCUUCGUCAUCCUCGUGACGCUGGUGUUCCUGCUGGUCACCCUGCACAAGAUGCUGCGCAGCUCGGCCGCCCUCAAACCCGACUCCAGCCGCCUGGACAGCAUCAGGUCGUGGGCGCUGGGGGCCAUCGCGCUGCUGCUGCUGCUGGGGCUCACCUGGGCCUUCGGCCUCCUCUUCGUCACCCGUGAGUCCGUGCUGACGGCGUCGCUGUUCACGGCCUGCAACGCCCUGCAGGGCACCUUCAUCUUCCUCUUCCACUGCGCCCUCCAGAAGAAGGUGCACCGGGAGCUCAGCAAGUGCCUGCGGCACUCGGGGUGCUGCCUCAGGGGCCCCCCCGGGACCUCCCUGGGCGCCCUCAAACCCUCGGCCGCCCGCGCCCACCCCCGGUACUACAGCGGCACCCAGAGCCGGAUCCGGAGAAUGUGGAAUGACACGGUCCGGAAACAGACGGAGUCCAGUUUUAUGGGAGGGGACCUGAACAGCACCCCAACCUUGAACCGAGGGUCGCAUCUCCUGCCCAACCCAGUGCUGCCGCCGCGGGGGGGGUCAAGCCCCUACAACACCCUCCUGGCCGAGGGGGGGGGCUUCACCCCCGCCUCCCCCCCCGCCUUCACCACCCCAGGGAGCUUCCGUGACACCAAGCCCCCCCGGGAGCCCCCGGAGCCGCUGCCCCUCAACGGCAACUUCAACAACAGCUACAGCCUACGGGGGGGCCCCGAGGGGGGGCCCGGGGGGGUGGCCCCGGGCCGGGGGGGUUGCCCGGGGGGGCCCCCCCCGGACGCAGCGGCGUUGGAGAAGAUGAUAAUCUCGGAGCUGGUGCACAACAACUUGCGGGGAGGGGGCUCCACGCACGGAGGGGGGCCCCCCCCGCCCCCGCCGCCCCCCCCACCGCCCCCCCCACCCCCCGCUGAGCCCCCCCUGGCGCUCCCGAGCUGGGGCUGCUCUACCAGGAGCUGGCGCGGGGGGGGCCGGGUGGGCUGGGGCCCCCCCCCGACCCCCCCCGUGACCCCCGGCAUCCCCCCUUACCGCGGGACUACCCCGACAGCAGCCCCGAGGGGCCCCUGCCCCCCGCGCCCCCCUACCUGGGGGGGCCCCCCCGCGCGCCCCCCCCCAACCGCCGGCACAGCCCCGAGACCUUUGGGGGGCCCGAGGGGGGCGCGGGGGGCGCCGAGCCCGACGGGCAGAUGCAGUUGGUGACCAGCCUGUGAGACCCCUGGGCGGGGGGGCAUGCGAGACCCCCCCUCAUGCCAGGGGCUGGGGACGCGUGGGGGGCAUGAGGUUGCUGCGGGACCCCCCCCUCGCCAGGGGGUCUGGCCUCGCACAGGAACAUGGCCGGGGGGACGUGGGGGGCCGGGCAUGCACGGGGACCCCCCCUCGAUUGAGGCUCCAGGGGUGCACGGGGGUCUGGCCCCGAGCAAAGACCCUUCCUUGCACCGGGGUCUGGCCUCACACCGGGGUCUGGCCCCAAGCUGCGACCUCCUCAUGCAAGGGCUGUCCUCACGGGGGGGGGUGGCCUCACACGAGGGUCCGGUGGCACUCGGGGACCCCUGCCUGGCAUGAGGAGCUGGCCCCCAGCAAUGAGCCAGCCUUGCACGAGGACUUGGCCAUGGCCAGAGGGGAUGGCACAGUCCCAGGCCGUGGCCUUGCAUGAGGAGCCGUGGACGUGCCAGGCCACGGUGUCACACCAGGAGCCACGGGUGUGCCACGCCACAGUGACACAUGAGGAGCCACGGGUGUGCCACGCCAUGGUGACACAUGAGGAGCUGCAGGUGUGCCAGGCCGCGAUGUCACACUGGGAGCCACGGGUGUGCAAGGCCGCGGUGUCACAUGAGCGAGGCCGCAGUGUCACACGAGGACCUGGCUUUGCACGAGGGCCUUGCACAAGGAGUCGGCAGCGUGGCAGCCUUGCUCGAGGAUCCAACCAGUGUCACCUGAGGAUCCAUCUGGCGGCACAUGUGGGGACCUCGCCCAAGGAUCCAUGUGGCGCCACAUGUGGGGACCUCGCCCAAGGAUCCAUCUGGCGCCACAUGUGGGGACCUCUCUUGGGGACCUCACUCGCCUGUGUCCCCACUCGCACCAGGACCUUGCACCAGGACCUCGCACCAAGACUUUGCACCCAGACCUUGCAUGGGUCGCCCCCCUCGUGCCCCCGCCCCGGCAUGGGGGCAUUUUGGGGGGAUCCCUCAGCCACAUUCUGGGGGCCCCCCCCAAAAGCCAUCCCAGGGGGGCCCCCACGGCCUCGGCAGCACUGAGCUGGCAGGUGGGGCACUGACACCCCCCCAAACUGAGGGGUCCCCCCACAGCAGGGACCCCCCUGAAAUGGGGACCCCCCCACAAAGAGACACAUUUUCCUUGUAAUAUAGAUGUAAAUGGACCAGCCCUCCCCCCCCCUGCCUGGGAAACUGAGGCAUAGGGGGUCCCCCCAAAACUGCCCCCCCUCUCCAGGGGCCCCCCCAACCCCAGCGGGGUCCCCUCGGAAGCACAACCCCCCCAGCCGGGAGGGCCUCGCCACGCUGUACAUAGGGAUGGGGGGGCCCCCAAAAUCGGGGUGGGGGGCAAUGGGGACCCGUUAACAGUUCUGCAAACCCCACCCCAAAACUGAUGGGACCGUACAAACUGGGAACAACCCCCAGGGCUUGGGGAUCCUUCCUGGGAUGUUGAGACCCGCCCACGUUUUGGGGACCUCCCCCCAGGUACCAGGGACCCCCAAGUUCUGGGGAUCCACAGUGAACUUGGGGACCCCCCAGGACUGAGGGUCCCCCAUACUUUGGAGACCCCCCAGAGCUUGGGCACCCCCUCCCGGAGUCUGAGGACCCCCCCAGGAUAUUGGGGACCCCCCCAAAUUUGGGGACCACCCCAUUAUUUGGAGUCUCCUUACUUUGGGGGCCCCCUGUGUUUUGGGGGCCCCCUGUGUUUUGGGGACCCUCAGGGUAUCAGGGACCCUCCCCGGGUUUUGGGGACCCCCCCCAGCCCCCCUCAGGGGUUUUGGGGACACAGGGGGAGGUCCAGCCCCUCCCCAAGUUUUGGGGUUCCCCUCCCCCCCCCCUUAGCAUGGGGGGACCCCAAAACUUCCUCGGGGACCCAAAUUUGGGGGUGCAGAGGGGAAACCCCCUCCCUCCCCACCCCUGGAUUGUGGGGUCCCUCUCCCCCCCCGGGUUUGGGGGGUCCCUCCCCUCUCCCCCUUACCCCAAAUUCUGCCAAACCAACUUUGGGUCGAGUGCGUCAAACCAACGAAACCGGAGCCGGAGGGGACGCGGGGCCACCAAGGGCCACUGAGGUCACUGUGGGGUCACCCAGGGCCACCAACAGGACCUUCAAGGGGCCACCACAGGGUCAGUGUGGCCACAAAGGGAACAGCCAGGGCCAUCAAGGGUCACCAAGGGCCACCGGACAGUCACCACAGGGUCACCAGGGCCACCAUGGGGUUGGCCAGAGGGCCGCCACAAG